CAAACAUUACAGACGUGAAGUAAAAGGAAAUGCGAUCACAUUGGAAGAUUUACAUUUCAGAUUACUUAGAAGUGAAUGUAACCAUGUCGCAUUGGUGGGCCCGCCUGGAUGUGGAAAAACAGUACUGUUAAAAAUAUAUGCCAAGAUGGUGCUUAAUAGACAAGUUCCUGCUUUACAUCACAUUGAAGUUGUUCAUUACGUAGAUGUAUCUAAACUUUAUCAAGAAGAAAUCCAACUACUUUUGCAAAUAUGCUGCUGGAAAGAAUGAUUGUUCUUACGGACGAAAAGAUUUACAAAUAUGGAAUGAAAUGGAUUACUGAAAACGAAGAAAAAAUACUAUUCAUAUUUGAUGGUGUCGCGGAUGUGAUAAAAAAUUUCCAUUACCCUAUUAGACGAAUUAAUAACCAAUCUGAAACAACAAUUGAAGUCGUUCUUCAAAAUUUCAUCGCGGGUUAUUUGUUGCCAGGAUGCAGGACACUGAUAUCUGCAAGAGAGUGGGCAUGGAAAAAUCUAAAAGGUGACUCCAGGCCUCAGAAAUUCGUUGUUGUAAAGCCAAUGACUGAAAAUCAGAAGGUUUCAGUGACAAAAUCAUUACUUCCAGUUCCAGGCUUGCAAGGAGAGGAAUUCAGUUUAUUAUUCGCGAGGCGGUUUCCAAUGGCUUUUCAACUUUUUGAUGACGUUUUGUUCCAGUAUUUUGCUCUGUCUGCUUUGAUGGAAGCAAACCAUUACAAACAGAAAGAAAUCGCCUCUGAUAUUUUGCUCGUCUCACAAAUGAUGCAACUAUUCCUCAGAUCUUCGCAUUCUUCCAACGAUGUAAUCGAAAGCAUAAGGAAACUCAAACCACUGGCACUUGAUUUGAUGAAACGUGGCAUUAUGAGGUUCGGAGAUAAAGAGAUCAAAAGUCAUGCGAUAGAAGACUUCCACAUGGCAGAUUUCAUAACAAUGGCACCACAGCAUAGACAUGGUGUUAUUUUUCGAUUGUUUCCUUGUGAUUUUUCCUACCAUUUUUCAAACCAAGUUAUAUUUGAGUUUUUUGCCGCUGCAGCCACAACAACUUUGAGUUUGGAGGAAUUCAAAGAAUUACUUUCAACUAAGCUUCAUACAGAUGAAUGGAUUGUUGUUAGAAAAUUUCUUUGUGGGUUUUUACUGAAUGAGAAAACAAGGAAAAAUUUAGCUUACUACGUUAAAUCACAACAGCACCAUAAUGAUCUUAUAUCAUCCUUAAAAUCAAGUUUAGCAGAGCAACUGCAAAUAGAGGGAUUAACUCAACUUCAACGCUUUGAACUCCUUGCAUCAUUGCAUGAAUGUGGAGAGUCUGUUCAAGAUAUUGUCAAAUCCUUUGUAAAAAUAAUAUCACUACCGGAUAUUUCGUUUUCUCCGAGUGACUUGUACAUCAUUUCACAAAUAGCAGAAAUUACUGAAGAACUUCAAAAAGUUGAUCUUUGUCUUGGAGAAGAUAUCAACCUGCAUGAAUUCAACCAUCUUCUGUCAAGAAUUGUGCCAAAAUGUGACAACAUAACUCUGAAUAUUGCAAGGUUUCACAUUGCAUUAGAACACAUUGAUAUCAUCAAGGAUGUACUUCAAAAGAACAAUAAUAAGGAAAUAUGGCUUUGCUUCCUGGUCCACGAAGAUACACCAGCUUUAAUAUUGGCAAGAUUUCCACAUUCUCGCUCCUCCUCGACACAGAGCCACGUAACAGUUGAACGUAUCACAGUACCUGAUGACGAGAGAAAUUAAGAUCCUCAAUGAGGUGUUCUCAUGCAGAAGAUUUGCUCUGUAAACCAUGAAUGUGGAAAACGCACCACGAAUACAAGCGAUGCAUAUACGAUGAUGACAUACAUUCUACACUUAUUCGUAGCAGAUUGCCAUUUCAUUUCGACCUUUUUUAUUUCAUAGA
This is a messenger RNA of Styela clava, 1897 nucleotides long. RefSeq lists its product as uncharacterized. The record is from RefSeq and is a predicted model, not a curated record. Gene Ontology annotation, cellular component: cytoplasm. Lineage: Eukaryota; Metazoa; Chordata; Ascidiacea; Stolidobranchia; Styelidae.